This is a messenger RNA of Annulohypoxylon truncatum, 1562 nucleotides long. RefSeq lists its product as uncharacterized. The transcript is spliced from 3 exons. Lineage: Eukaryota; Fungi; Ascomycota; Sordariomycetes; Xylariales; Hypoxylaceae. Gene Ontology annotation, cellular component: endoplasmic reticulum; SNARE complex. The record is from RefSeq and is a predicted model, not a curated record. Bases 188 to 1246 code for a protein of 352 amino acids. Gene Ontology annotation, biological process: retrograde vesicle-mediated transport, Golgi to endoplasmic reticulum.
CUACCUCCGACGAACAAUAUGAAUCGACAUCAUUUAGUGCCAGGUGGACUCUAAUCAUGGAAUUGAACAGGUUGCGGGCUUCUCACUACGUAAACACCAAGCAACUUACAAGAGCUUCGCAAUGCUUCAUACCACAACGAUGAACAUAUGACCUUGCUGAAAUUUUGCAUUUACCGCCCUUCUCACCAUGACUGAUCUUACGCCCGUCUUCAAUGGCUUCCUUAGACAGCAUGAAGCUUCUGUUGCGACACGGAGCUUUAGCUUGGAUAAUCUAGAUGAUUUCUUGAAGGAAGCCUAUAGAAUAAAUUCCCAUAUCACCUCUCUUCACGCCGACCUCAGGAGCAUUAGACAAUCGUAUCUCUCGACCGCCCAACCGCGAAGAACAUUAAUUCGGUCAGCGCAAAAAGAUAAACAGUCGCGGCCGCUUUCAGACCGAGAGCGCGAGGAGAUAGAUGCGAAUUCCAAGAAAAUGCUGCGGGAGCUCAAUGCGAGCAUCCGUCGUCUAGCAGAUGUCGAACAAGCGCGGUCAGAGAUCGAAUCUAGGGUAAUCCAGAAGAAAUUCGCUCGCGGGUUAGGUGCAUUAGGGGCAUGGGCAGCAGGUGGGAUGGCGAUCAGCAAAUCUCCCGAGCAUACUGCGGCGGAAGAACGCGCGAAGACUAUCAGCACGCAUCGAGAUAGCGUCCUAUGGCUUCUACGGCAUCGACUUCAAGAAUGUGUCCAGACACAACAAAAUAUGAUGGAGAUACGGUUAAUGAGAGAGAUGGAGAAGAAUAGAAGUGUGCUGGCCAAAUCGCGAAGACAGGAAGCUCCGUUGGCUGUUGUGGGGAAUAUGCACGAGACUGGAGGUGCAGCAGAAUCGAAAAGGAGGGCAAGUCAACCAUUACCUCCUGAAGAAUCACCGUCCCACGCACCAACAGGAGAUUUGACUGAGGAACAAAUACAAAUGUUCGAGAAAGACAACCAAGAUAUGCUUAAACAUUACGAAAGCACAUUGGAUCAAGUCAGAACUGCGGAAAAGUCAUUGCUUGAAAUAUCGGAGCUGCAAACACAACUCAUCGACACGUUGACAACUCAAUCGGCGGGCAUUGAGCAACUGGUAGCCGACUCUGAAAAGACGACGGAGAAUAUCGGCGGAGGAAACAGACAGCUGAAGCAAGCGACUCAGAAGGGCAGCCCGGCCAAGUAUACGUUUUUUGCGACUUGCGGGUUGUGCGCAUUCUUGAUUGUAUGGGAUUUGGUUAUAUGAAAAGGAGUAUCGAUAAUUCUUUGAUCUGCUUAACUGCCUUAUAAGCGGGUAUUGUAAUAGUAAUACGCGGAAAAGAGAGUAUAAUGCAAUUUUGCAUGUGAAGAGACGAGGGUCACGGAAUAUACAUACAUCACAUGCCAAGUUACCCAUUGCAGUAUUUAACUUACUACCUGUGUAUGAAAAGUAGGAAGUUGAACAUGCCGGACAUGGUCUAUGUAAUUGAAGAAUAUAAUUGAAUUGGCAAUAGAACACAAUCGGAAUUGAGACUAGAAGAUGAGCUCUGUAGGCUUUAGAAUAGAAUUUCCAAAGUGGUAAG